AUGGAAGAGCAAGAUAUGAAAAUGUGUUAAAAACAUAAAUUAGAAAUAAUUUUAGUGGACUUUGAUUCAAAGAUUGCUUAAGAAGACAGAUGUUUAUGUAUAAGGUGUAUUAUUGAAAGAAUGAAUAAGAAGAAAAAGAAUUUAAUUGAUGAAACAAAGUUUAUGAUUAAAGAAAUGAAAAUGAAUUAAGAAAAUUAGAGAAUUAUAGAUAGUAAAAAGAGACUAGACAAUUUCAAUGGAAUUGAAUAAUUAUUAAAAGAACUGAAAUAAAACAUAUAUUCUAUAUUUGAUAAAAUAUUUAAUAAUAUUUUAUCUAAAUUUAAUUGGAUAUAAAGCGAUGUAGCAAAUAUUGAAUUAUAAUCAAUUAUAUUCAAUUUUGAAGAAGACAUUGAAAGUUUGUCUUAAUAUUAAGAAUAUUAAAAUAAUGAAUAAUAAAUUAAACUUAUUGAAGAUAAUCAUAAGCUAGUUGAAUAAAUUUAAAAGUAACUGGAAUCUUCCAUAAAUUCUGAAUAGUAUAAUAAAUUAAUGAGUCAUUCAAUUAAUAAUACGAAUCAAAAAAAUAGAAUAGGAUUAAGAAAAUAAUGA
Paramecium pentaurelia is the source of this 585-nucleotide messenger RNA. The record is from the annotation of a GenBank genome assembly. Lineage: Eukaryota; Ciliophora; Oligohymenophorea; Peniculida; Parameciidae.